Molecule: messenger RNA, 843 nt
Organism: Vanrija pseudolonga
Lineage: Eukaryota; Fungi; Basidiomycota; Tremellomycetes; Trichosporonales; Trichosporonaceae
Exons: 3
Coding region: 1-843 (280 amino acids)
Source: RefSeq, a predicted model, not a curated record
AUGAUCCCCGCCACGCUCUUGACCCUCGCCCUUGCCGCCUUCGCGGGCUCGGCCAACGCCCAGCUCGAGGGCCGCCUCACGCUCAACCCCGUCGCCGCGCGCGCCUACAAGCUCACCGGCGUCACUGGCAGCGUGAUGAAGCGCCAGUCCUGCCCCUCGGGCUACAAGAUCUGCUCCAACCAGGAGGGCCAGAGCUGUAUCCCCACCACCGACGUCUGCUGCAGCGACUCGGGCUACUGCCGUGGCGGAACCUACUGCACUGCUUCCGGCGGCUGCUGCGCCAACGGCCGUAUCUGCACUGGUACCGCCGGCACGACGUACGUUGACAACCCCACGCCCACCGGCGGCAGCAGCUCCACCCCCACCGGUGGCUCUAGCAGCGGUGGUGGCGCGGGCGGCGGUGGUGCCGGUGCUGGCGGCGGCACGGGCGGCGGCGCGGGCAGUGGCACCGGCGGCGACUCUGGAACUGGCGGCGGCGGCGGCGCUGGUGCUGGAGCAGGUGCUGGAGCUGGUGCCGGAGCUGGUGCUGGCGCUGGAGCCGGAGCUGGUGCUGGUGCUGGUGGUAGUGCCGGUGCCGGUGCCGGUGCCGCCGGCACUACUUCUCUCGCCGCUCCCUCGACUACCACCACUACUCCCCACGCUGUCCAGCCCUCCAUCGCCGCGGCUCCCACCACGCACCCCGUCGUGGCGUCCUCGGCAGUUGCGGCCCCGUCCGCGGCCGGAGCCUCGGGUUCGGGGGGCCUCACCAUCCCCGGUGUCGGCAAGCCUAGCAGCGCGUCGCGCACCGCCGUCGCUGGUGCCCUUGUCGUCGCUGCUGGUGCCUUCGCCGCCGUCUUCGCGUAA